Lutra lutra (Eurasian river otter) is the source of this 1515-nucleotide messenger RNA. It is a transcript of the gene TIMM50, whose product is annotated as translocase of inner mitochondrial membrane 50. The transcript has 11 exons. Bases 338 to 1405 code for a protein of 355 amino acids. NCBI's taxonomy places the organism in Eukaryota, Metazoa, Chordata, Mammalia, Carnivora, Mustelidae. Gene Ontology annotation, molecular function: phosphoprotein phosphatase activity. The record is from RefSeq and is a predicted model, not a curated record.
CGCGGCUUUUCGCUUUCAGGACACCAUCCGCAGCCACAGGGUCCCUACGCGGUGGCCUCAGUCUCACCCCCGGAUACUGGGGGUGCCGCCCGGUGCCGCCGCAGGGGCCGGGGAGCGCCCCACGGCCCGAAGGAGGCGUGAGGUCGUCGGACUCUAGCCGGGUCCGCGCACCCGGUCCGCCCGAGGCUGGCACGCCCGCUGCUCUCCGCCCGGAGCUCUUUGUCUCUCUCGGGCUCCCGUCCGCCCGCCCCACCCCUGCGCCCCCAUUGGCCAGGGCUCGGGCCCGGGCUCCGAGAGGAGGGAGCGAGUGGGCGGGGCCGCGUGGCGUCAGGGCAAGAUGGCGGCCUCGGCGGCGCUGUUCCUCCGCUUGCGGAGCGAGCUCCGACUCGGCGCGCGGGGGCUGUGCGCGAGGCUGGCGACACCGCCCCCCCGGGCCCCGGACCAGGCCACGGAAAUUGGGAGCCGAACGGGCACCAAGGCCCAGGCUCAGGGGCCACAGCAGCAGCGGGGCACAGAGGGUCCCAGCUACGCCAAAAAAGUCGCACUCUGGCUCGCUGGGCUGCUGGGGGCCGGUGGGACUGUGAGCGUCGUCUAUAUCUUUGGAAACAACUCUGUGGAUGAAACUGGUGCCAAGAUUCCCGAUGAAUUCGACAAUGAUCCGAUUCUCGUACAGCAGUUGCGUCGGACAUACAAAUAUUUCAAAGACUAUAGACAGAUGAUCAUCGAGCCCACCAGUCCCUGCCUCCUCCCAGACCCUCUGCGGGAGCCAUACUACCAGCCGCCCUACACACUGGUCUUGGAGCUCACGGGCGUCCUCUUGCACCCUGAGUGGUCGCUGGCCACUGGCUGGAGGUUUAAGAAGCGUCCAGGCAUCGAAACCUUAUUCCAGCAGCUUGCCCCUUUGUAUGAAAUCGUCAUCUUUACAUCUGAGACUGGCAUGACUGCAUUCCCACUCAUCGACAGUGUGGACCCCCAUGGUUUCAUCUCCUACCGCCUCUUCCGGGAUGCCACAAGAUACAUGGAUGGCCACCAUGUUAAGGACAUUUCAUGUCUGAAUCGGGACCCUGCCCGCGUAGUCGUCGUGGACUGCAAGAAAGAAGCUUUCCGCCUGCAGCCCUACAAUGGUGUUGCCCUGCGGCCCUGGGACGGCAACUCCGAUGACCGGGUCUUGUUGGACCUGUCUGCCUUCCUUAAGACCAUUGCACUGAAUCGCGUGGAGGAUGUCAGAACCGUGCUGGAGCAUUACGCCUUGGAGGAUGACCCCCUGGAGGCUUUCAAACAGCGCCAGAGCCGGCUAGAGCAGGAAGAACAGCAGCGCCUGGCUGAGCUCUCCAAAUCAAGCAAGCAGAACCUCUUCUUUGGCUCUCUUACCAACCGCUUAUGGCCUCGCUCCAAACAGCCCUGACCUCUCAGAGCCUCCUCAGACUCACUGCCUGGGUCCUGGGUCUGGGGCUCAGUGCUCCCAGACUGUGGCUUGGGCAGCCACAUCCAAUAAAGUCCAUCCCAGAUGCCACA